AUGGCACCAAAAUAUUCAUCGCGGUUUCGAUACACUAUCGAGCGACCAUAUCCUUUUCGCUGGUUCACACCACUCAUCACAGUGACCGGCAUAGCCGCAACUGUGCUAUUCACAUUUGUCAAUAUCGCCACCGACGGUUACGUGCAAAGUGUGAUUUACACAACGAAUCCAAAUUCGACACUGGAAGAGCAUCACUGGUAUCUCAACGCACCAUGGUCCUGGAUCAGCACCGCUCGUUCUUCAUGCCAGUCUCCCGGGAUUGCCAUAGGCAACUCAUACUAUACCUCGAAUCAACAGACUGGCAGCUACACUGUGACCAUGAUGAACACCACUUUGGGCCCCGAUGACGAUGCCGUUUACCCAGGACUCCAGUCCAAGACUCUCGGCACCACAAGCUACCUGAAUAACACCCUGCAUGACUGCCAGAUGGGGGAUUUGAUGGUGAUAUUCACGUCGCAGCAGCCAGCUAGCUCUGCCAAACUACAAAUCCAGACUGGACCAAUUUACUGCAAAUUUGACGCCGAAAUUCCUGUCAAUAUCACCGUCGAGCAGUCAUUCAGUGGGACAGAGUUUCUCUUUGAGCAACGUUCCAGUUUGAGCCAAUGGACUGUGUACGAUUUCAUGCAGUCAAGCUUUGACGCACUCAUGAACGAAAUCCAUGGACUAAACGACACCAUCGAGUAUACUGGAACCACUUUAGGUCUAAGGGCGGCAGACUCCGGAGACAUUGCCGCAGACGACUUCUUCUCCACAACGAUAAUCAGUCCGGGACAGAGCGCAAGCCUCGUCUCACUAUCGAACAGCAGCCAGAGUGACGAGCCAUUCCCGUUGGCUCAGGGCGGCCCCGGAAGUGUAGCCAGGCUCCUCGACGCAUUUGCGAAAUCGUACUAUUCCGUGGUCAUGUGGGACCUGAACUUCGACAGACAGACCAACGCGUUCGCCUCUAAAGAUUCAAUGGAUUACCUCGUGAACGCUAUCAACAGCGCGACUGGCAAUGACACAGUGACUUCGAGCCCCAUCCUCGGCGCGCCGGGCCUGGUCGGCAACCAUGCACGAUUCGAGAUGCAAUAUAUCUGCUCGGUCCCGCAAAAGAAGGACACAGGCUCCCUGAUUAUAUCAGUUGUUGUGGCCAAUAUCGUACUGCUCUGCGUCUUCUGGAACAUCUUCAACUGGGCGGCGCUGAAAUACCUCCGAAGCCGCGAUCCAAGCUGGGACUUCUGCCGCGGGUGCAUCCUCCACAGCGAAUCUUCUCGGACUAGGAGCAGGGUCAUGGUUAUGGACCUAGAGAAGGACCCCCUCUGCGAGGAUGAUGAAGUCGCACAAGACAUCAUGCCAUAUGGCAGCCAACGAGGUCAACGGCGGGAUAGGCAACUUUGGAAGAAGCCAAGGGCGUGGUCAGAGUCGAUCGGCGUCAAGAGCUCCCAAAGCUCGCUGCGAACUUUUAUAUGCAGCGAGGAAGGACAUGUGCGUGGCAAGAGCGAUGACGCCUCGUACUCGUCGGAGAAGGCCCAAAAGAUUCUGGGGAAUUGA
Molecule: messenger RNA, 1530 nt
Organism: Diaporthe citri
Lineage: Eukaryota; Fungi; Ascomycota; Sordariomycetes; Diaporthales; Diaporthaceae
Exons: 4
Coding region: 1-1530 (509 amino acids)
Source: RefSeq, a predicted model, not a curated record